Molecule: messenger RNA, 1617 nt
Organism: Rhinocladiella mackenziei CBS 650.93
Lineage: Eukaryota; Fungi; Ascomycota; Eurotiomycetes; Chaetothyriales; Herpotrichiellaceae
Exons: 1
Coding region: 1-1617 (538 amino acids)
Source: RefSeq, a predicted model, not a curated record
AUGGCGGCUGGACUGGGUGAGACGGCGUCAAUUGCCGGCAUUGUCAGUUUAGUACUGCAAUCGAUCGAGGCCAUCACCGCUAUUAACGAUUUCUGUAGAGCGUACAAGGCUGCGCACGGUGACGUUUUGAGGGCAUCACAAGACCUCGAACUGCUCCAACAGGUUCUCAUUCAAACCAAAAAUGCCGCAAGUUCUGACAUGAUCCACUCCAAAUGUCCAUCAAACCAGGUUACAUGCCUGCGCAAUUGUGUCUCACGAUGCCAGCAGGAUCUUGGGUCCUGGAUCUCCCUGAUAAGACAACUGGAGACGAGCAAUAUUCACGGCAUACAUAGGGUCUGGAAAAAGAUCAAGAUUGCCGCAGAUGGGAAAAAGUUCAACUCCAUCACUAUCGCGGCAUUGAUGCAUACCCAACGCAUUAACACAUGUUUGCAACUUAUUGACUGUGGUUUGGAACUUGAUAUACACACCGAGGUAUAUCAACUUGGAUCCAGAGUAGUCGACCUGACCAACAUCACAAACACUUUGCGCUCCGAAAUCUCGGACAACUUUGAUGCCUUAAGUGAUACAUUUCGCCAACAUCAUAUCAGGAUCAUGGCAGCCGUCAGCUCCGUGAAAACCAAUAUGAGACACCUUUCGGCAAGGGCCGACGCCAACGCUGCUGCUGUCCACGCGUCUCAACAUGUCUUCCAGCAAAUGAGUUCCAAGUUGCUGAACGAGUUCCGGAAAGUCCAGGCCCAGAUUGCUGACCACCGCAAAUCCACUGCCCAGCAAUUCUCUCUGGCCUCCGCCUCUCAACUUGACACAAAUACCCAGCUGUCUACCCUUCAGAUCAAUCAAAUAUUAAGUCAGUGUCUGCUGUCGCCAUGUCUCGACAACCACUUGAAUCUGCGGCGGAUACGUUUUCGUUUCGCCAAGCAAAACCUGGGGAAGUUUGUCGGGUUUUCCGACCUUUUUCUCUCGCCCCGACUCAAGGCAUGGUCAAGGGCAACGGAAUCUGCCCUUGUUGCGAUUCAAUGUCACUACGCCCAUCGCGUUGAAGCACAGGCGUUUGGUGUCGCUAUGGUGGAGAGUCUAGCCAAAGAAUCUAUUCCCGUGAUAUGGGUCAUGAAUUCGACUCGAAAGGACAACAUAAGUGCGGAGACACUUGCUACCUACGCUUUACGAAGCCUGAUACAGCAAGCACUAAUCAGAAAUUCACAAUGGCACACUGAAGCUACGCUUGGAAAGAUCUGUGCUAGCUUAUCCUAUGCAGAGAGCUUGAGAACAUUUCUUGAGAUCCUUAAAACAGUUUUGCGUGGUCUGCCAUUGAUAUAUCUCAUUAUAGAUGCGCAGCCACUGUAUACACCUGAUCUUCAACACGAAUGGCCAACUAUGCUUCUCGACAUGCUCCAAACGAUCAACACGCAUGACUCCCAUUCCCCAACCAUUGUCAAAAUCUUACUCAUGAAUUACCACACAAAGACGAUUUGGCGACCCGUAGAACCCGCCCACAAAGAGAUGAUAAUCUGGAAAACAAAAGCAGCAACAAGUGAUGUGAGGUUUCCCCAUAAACUGCUUAGAAAAGAUAUGCUGGAAUUUAUCCGAGGACAAAGCAAGAGGCCAGUGGCAAAGUUCUAA